AUGAAUAGAUUAACAGCUGAUUGUGUGGUCAUAUUAUAUGAUAUUUUCAAAAAGCCCGAAGGAGGUGUACCAAUACAAAGUGAAUCACUGGCGACAAUGCCACCAAGUAUUAGUUCUUGGGACAGUCAGUGUCAUAUUGAAAAUGCCUCUAAAGAUUUUAACUGUCAGGCAGAUAGUCGGAAUGAAGACACUAGACAUACGAUAGGAGACAUUCGACCAGUUACUAGUAAACUGAAAGUUACUGAGCUUAAUGCUACGAAAACUUCACAAAGUAAAACUUAUUGUUCAAAUGAUUACAAUAGUGAAGAUAGUUUGCUUAAUGACAAAAAUGGGUAUAUUUGUGAUGUAUGCAGAAAUACGUUUGAACGGAAAAGUCUCUUAGUUAAACACAUAAAGACUCACAGUGAAGUGAAACCGUUCACUUGCAAGUUUUGCCAAUUCAAAACUAAAUAUAAAUGUAGUUUAAAGACUCAUAUGCGAACUCACACGGGUGAAAAACCUUUUACUUGCGAGCUAUGUGAUUAUAAAUUUGCACAAGUUAGUCAUUUAUUGAGCCACAUGAGAACUCACACGGGUGAAAAACCUUACAUUUGUAAGUUAUGUGAAUAUAAAUGUGCAGAGAAAAGUCAUUUAGUGCGCCACGUCAGAACUCACACGGGUGAAAAAUGA
Molecule: messenger RNA, 669 nt
Organism: Maniola jurtina (meadow brown)
Lineage: Eukaryota; Metazoa; Arthropoda; Insecta; Lepidoptera; Nymphalidae
Product: histone-lysine N-methyltransferase PRDM9-like
Exons: 1
Coding region: 1-669 (222 amino acids)
Biological process (GO): regulation of transcription by RNA polymerase II
Molecular function (GO): RNA polymerase II cis-regulatory region sequence-specific DNA binding; DNA-binding transcription factor activity
Source: RefSeq, a predicted model, not a curated record